GCUGCCGUUGAACCACGAAGAAGAAGAUGGAGUCAGAAACAGGACGUUGCGUCUAAUCUUUUCAACCUGCGGACUGCCGAACAUCAAUAAACCUGAACCCGUUGAGCUUUCUGAACAACCGUCCGUCUGUGUGUCCGCGUAUCACCGACAGCUGGACUCGAAUCAUCGGGUUCCCCGGGCUCACAGAAGUUCCUCCCGUCGUCCUCUCAUCAUGGUGGACUACUACCAGGUUUUAGGAGUACGGAGAGAAUCGUCCGCGGAUGACAUAAAGAAAGCCUACAGAAAGCUGGCGUUGAGGUGGCACCCUGAUAAAAACCCAGAGAACAAGGAGGAGGCCGAGAUAAAGUUCAAGGAGCUGUCGGAGGCCUAUGAAGUCCUGUCAGAUGCCAACAAGAGGACCAUAUAUGAUCGCUACGGCAAAGAGGGACUCACGGGGACCAACGGAGGAAGAGGGGGUCACUUCCACAACGGAGACCAUUUCCACGAUCAGUUCACAUUCCGCAACCCAGACGACGUCUUCAGGGAAUUCUUCGGAGGCAGCGACCCGUUUGCAGACUUUUUUGGUCCAGACCCAUUUAGUGAUGAUCCGUUCUUUGGCAGCGGCCGGCGGCACCAAAGUCGGGCGAAUCGCAGCCGGACGGGCGGCACGUUUUUUGGGGGCUUUGUUGGGUUUCCCCCCUUUGGUGCUGGCUUCUCACCUUUUGACCCAGGCUUCGGCUCUUUCGGCUCCAUGAGCCACAUGGGCCACAUGGGCCAUAUGGGCCACAUGGGCCACAUGGCACCCAUGGGCAGCCUGGGAGGCGGAGGCUUCACCUCUUUCUCCUCCUCCUCCUUUGGGGGUGGAGGUGGAGGAGGAGGCAUGGGCAACUUCCGCUCCGUGUCCUCCUCCUCCAAGAUCAUCAACGGCAGGAAGAUCACCACUAAAAGGAUCAUAGAGAACGGUCAGGAGCGGGUGGAGGUGGAGGAGGACGGGCAGCUGCGGUCACUAACCAUCAACGGCAAGGAGCAGCUGCUGCGACUGGAACAAAAGUGAGGGUGGUGGAGAGCGCCCCCUGCUGGAGAAGCGUUACCUCAGCACAAACUUGAGCUUCGGGAGGAGCAGGCAGAAGACAACAACAACAACAACAACAACAACAAUGUAAUAAUAGUGCCCUCCUGUUGUUUGGAUGUACAUACUUAGGUUUGUGUUAUUUCCCCUUGUCCUCUCUCCCUGCUGACUCAUCUGUUCAUCAACGGUUUGAAUCCCAGGAUUUGGACGCAGACUUUUCUAUGCAUUUUUGUUCAUGUAUUUCUGAAUUUGAGCUGUCCUUAUAUUUUGGCUCAGGGUGGUGUUAUUGUUUCAGUGUUUGGGACCACAUUAUUGCUCUGAUGUAUAUGACACCCCCCCCCCCCCACAUACCUUCCAUUAUGCACUCCACUCUGUGUUACGGCACACACACAAACACUGCGUUCAGAAAACAAAGCAUGACUUUUGCUUUUUCAUCUGAAUAGUAAAAAAGAAAAAGUGUUGCAUUUGAUUUGAUUUUUUUUUUAAUGUGGGUAGAAAUGACAGAAGCGUCCCCCCCUUCUCUCCCACCCCCCUGUUUACUGCUUGUCUAACCCCUUCUUAGUAAUAAUUCCUUUUUUAUAAAAUAAAAAUAAAAAAUACAAUGAUGGUAGGAUGAGUUAUGCAAUUUUAUAUGUUCUAAUAACAAAUGUGUUUUUUUUCUUUGUUUAUUUAAUUCUGCAUGUACACCUGUUGAUGUUGAGUCUUAAUGUUAAAGCUGCAUUAUGAUGCACAAAUGGAAGGCAUUCUAUAAAUGAUAUAUGGACAUAGAAGGAAAUUUGUGUACUUUGUAAUUCAAUAAAUCUUGAGUUUCAUCCUGUUUUCAGGAUGCGGAAA
This is a messenger RNA of Cyclopterus lumpus (lumpfish), 1882 nucleotides long. RefSeq names its product dnaJ homolog subfamily B member 6-like. Gene Ontology annotation, biological process: protein refolding; positive regulation of proteasomal ubiquitin-dependent protein catabolic process. Bases 212 to 1033 code for a protein of 273 amino acids. The transcript is spliced from 8 exons. The record is from RefSeq and is a predicted model, not a curated record. Gene Ontology annotation, molecular function: ATPase activator activity; Hsp70 protein binding. Lineage: Eukaryota; Metazoa; Chordata; Actinopteri; Perciformes; Cyclopteridae. Gene Ontology annotation, cellular component: endoplasmic reticulum membrane; cytosol.